Besnoitia besnoiti is the source of this 4530-nucleotide messenger RNA. Its product is annotated as glucose inhibited division protein A subfamily protein. The transcript has 4 exons. Gene Ontology annotation, molecular function: flavin adenine dinucleotide binding. Gene Ontology annotation, biological process: tRNA wobble uridine modification; tRNA methylation. Gene Ontology annotation, cellular component: cytosol. Lineage: Eukaryota; Apicomplexa; Conoidasida; Eucoccidiorida; Sarcocystidae. Bases 1 to 4530 code for a protein of 1509 amino acids. The record is from RefSeq and is a predicted model, not a curated record.
AUGGCACGCUUGCUUCCCUGUUCGUGUGUUCUUUUCGUCCUCAAUCGUGUAUCUGCCGGCGGACGAGACCAGCUGACCCGUGCGAGCGGAAAUGCAACUGUUCCUAUGCCCUGCGCGGUGCAUACAGAACAGGAAAACAAGUUGAGGAACUCGCUAAAACCUGAAGCCUCUUCACAGGCGGGGUCUCUGCAUCUGGUUUUCGUGCUCUGCCUGUUUUGCCUCCUCUUUUUUGCACACGCAGCAGCGAGGCCGCUUCUCGCCGCGGCCGCCUCCUCUUCAGCUCCGUCGGGUUUACCUACACCUCGCGGACUUCCGACGCGCCAGCUGCCUCGGCGCGACGGCGCGCUUUUCGCGUGUCUUUCGCUUCCCUCGCGGUCUCGUUGGCGUCUCUCGUCCUGCGCUCUCGAGUACGUCGUUCCCUGGAACCUGGGAAGCUUGGAGCGGCGCGGCAAGGCUGAACAGGCUCGCGCGAGCUUCGUGCGGUUGCCAAGCGCCGGCGGAGGAGCCGACCUGCUCGCGCAGUUCCGCGCAGAAGAUAAUGAAGCACAGAGUGCGUGGCUGGCGCCAUAUGCACGGCCAGCUGAAACUGGCGCGCGAGGAGACACCAAUAGACGCGGCGACUUCGAGGAGCGAGGGCGUGUUAGGCAGCGAGCGUCCCGCGCCUGGUUCGAUGUGCGCGACGCCGGCGGCUCGCCGAGAGUGUGGCAGCGCGUGCCUCCAUCCUUCAUUUCGCCCGUCUCGUCUGUGUUUCCUCCCACGGUUCCCGCUCCGUCCGCCUCUUUUCUUCCCUCCUCGUCCGUGCAACGUCCUCACCAGAACGCGCGCGCGCGAGCUUCGCCUGCGUCCGGUUCAGGAGACACUUCUGUUAGUCGUGCGGCGUCGCCGCACUCUCGAUUCUCCUCCUUGGCGCCUUCAACGUCUUGGCCUUCUUUCGCGUCCGCGUGUGCCUGUUCGCCGCACCCUUCCGCUCUUGGCCUGGAGGCUCCUCGCCGCAGCACAGCGCUGGGGUCCUCCUCUGCAGUCAACGCUUCGCGACGCGACGGGGUCGCGUCGCCGGUCUACGACGUCGUGGUGGUUGGCGGCGGGCACGCGGGGCUGGAGGCGGCGUUGGCUGCGGCGCGCCUCGGCGCCUCCGUGCUGCUGCUCACGCAGAGCGUGCGGGCGCUCGGGGAGUUGUCUUGCAAUCCGUCGAUUGGCGGAGUUGGAAAGGGCAACCUGGUGCGCGAGAUCGACGCACUCGGCGGCGCGAUGGGUCGCUGGGCGGAUCUCGCGGCGAUUCACUGGCGCCUGCUGAACGCGAGUCGUGGUCCCGCCACAUGGGGCGUUCGCGCGCAGAUCGACCGGUCGAUCUACAAGCGCGUCGUGCAAACGGAGCUCCGCGCGCGCCUGAAGCGGGGAGAACUCGCCCUCCUCGAGGGCCUCGCCACUCGCCUCCUCGUCGAGGGAGACGGCGACGCAGACGCCGCGCGAGCCAGCCGCCCCUGGAGCCCGCCCCCCGGAGACAGGGCCGCACCGGGCGCGGACGGGGAUGGGGGAGCAGAGGGCGGCUGCGAGCGGCGGAAACGAAGGCGCGUAGUUGGCCUGCGAGUGAAGCUGCGGCCGCAGAGCAGGGACUUGGCGCAGAUCCUCGCGACGGAGGCGGAAGAGGAUGAGAGCAGCGAGGCCAAGCACGCCGACGCGCGCGACUCGCAGACGCAGGAAGUCGACAUUCUGGCGCGCGCAGUCGUCGUGACUGCCGGCACGUUUCUGGGGGGGAAGUGCUCCACGGGGCCGUCGCUUGCCCUCGACGCAGGGCGACUGUGGAGCCCGUCGUGCCCUGCUUCUUCUCGCGCGGCUUCGGGCGGACAGCCGGCGCCUCUGAGGGAGGUGGCGGCCUCGGAGUUGUCGGAGAGUUUGCGGCGGUUCCUGCCCAUGGCGCGGUUCAAGACGGGCACGCCCGCGCGGCUGCUGCGACGGUCGAUCGACUUCGAGCGACUUCAGAUCCAGUUUUCAGAUCCUGCGCCCUCGCCCUUCUCUUUUCUCCACUCGCCCUCGCAGCUCCGCAGGCUCCGCCCCCUCCAAGUCGCCUGUUACCUGACCUACACGAACGCCGCGACGCACGCCAUUGUCCGCGACCGCCUCCACGAGCUGCCCAAACACCUCAGCGGAGAGGACGGCAGAGGCUUAGGGCCCCGGUACUGCCCUUCCAUCGCCACAAAGGUGCUGCGCUUCCCGGAUCGCGGCCGCCACGCAGUCUGGCUCGAACCCGAGGGCCUGCGAAGUCCGCUGAUCUACCCCAACGGCCUCUCGGGGGCCUUCGCGCCCGCGACGCAGCUCGCGCUGCUGCGGUCUAUCCAGGGCCUCGAAGCCGUGGAGAUGCAUGCGCCCGCCUACGAAGUCGAAUACGACUUUGUACUGCCUUCCGCGCUGAGCGUGUCGCUCCAGACGGAAGCCGUGAGCGGGCUGUUCCUCGCGGGUCAGGUCAUCGGCACCACGGGCUACGAAGAGGCCGCCGCUAUGGGCCUUCUCGCGGGCUGGAAUGCCGCCCUCCUCGCGCGCAGAGACGCGACGAACGCGCGACCGAGCGCCUCCCGCGACGCCGCGAAACGCCCCGCAGAGGCCUCCUGGGCGCGUGAGGCGGCGCCGGCUGAGCGCGACGGAGGCGCGGAAGACGAAAGCCAGAAGGCGACAAAGCUCCGCGAAGCAGACAGAAAGACCGCCGAAGAGGCGCGGAGGGAGGCGACGCGCGACGCAGCAGAGACGCCGCCCGCCAGGCGGGAUGAAAAGACUGCGCCACGGAGGCCAGCCGACAGCCGGCCGGGCGCCCACGCACAGACUGCAGCGCAGGGGCGCCAACGCGGGCAGGCGGAGGGAGAAGUCGCCGCGCAGCCGCCGCUUUUCGCGUCGCGAUCUGAACACGCGAGCGAGGCCGCGGACUCUGGCCUAUCUGCAGGGGCGCCAUGCGCGUCCCUGCCGCCUGCGAUCUCGCUGAAUCGAGAAAAGUUCCUCAUCGGCGUUUGCGCACACGACUUGACGCAGACGGGCGUCGAGGAACCCUACCGCAUGUUUGCGAGUCGCUCGGAGUGCCGCUUGACUGCGCGGCCAGACAACGCGGACUUCCGGUGUAUAGAAACUGCGCUCCGCGGCGGAAUCGUGCGCGACGCAAGGCGAGUCGAGCUCACGCGCGCGCGGCACGCGAAAGUGCAAAGUCUCCUGGCUCUGCUCAGGGGCUACCGUCUGCCCGCGCCUCAAUGGCGAGCCGGGGUGCGGCGGCUGCUCGCGCUGGGCUGCGACCUCUUUUCUCCAGACUGCUUUGACGCGUCUCCGGCGUCGUUUUCCGUGGCGCACUCUGCGUCUCCCGCGUCCUCUCCGGUGUCGGCGCCGUCUUCUUUGUCAGAGGACUCCCCGCGCAACGCCGCUGCUUCUGCGUGCGCGGAUGCCUCCGCUCUCGACGGCUCGUCUGUCGCGUUCUCCGGCUUCGCGUCUGCAGCCUCUCCAGGCUCGGCUGCGCCCUGUAGGAUCUCCUCGCUGACGCCGUGGCGGUUUGUGGAGGACGCGCUCGCCCACCUGCUGUCGCGUCUGGGCCUCUCAGACAGGUGCUGGACGGCCGCCGACCUCGUAUCGGCACUCCCGUUUUCUUUCUUUCCGCCCUCCACGAAUCCUGCCUCGCUCUCUCUCGCCCCGGGGGCGCGUGCGCCGGCUACUCCGGAUCUGUCUCUGUCGCCGCUGUCUGCUGGCGCGUCGGCUUCCGCCUCGCCUGCGCCUUCUUUCGGGCCGGCCGCGGGCGAGGAGGCGCCUACAGGCGGAGACAGGGGGGAGGCGGAGCCGGCGGCGGAGGCGGAGACGGCUGGCGUGCGUGGCGCCGAGGCCGCAAACUCGGCAGGCGCCCGUACAGCGGGGGAAGAGCGUGGGGAGGGAGACUGCGGCGACGGUGCCCCCUCGCAUGGCCUUGAAGAGACCCAGGCGAAGCGAUUCGUGCCUCUUUUGCAGAUUCCGCUUCAGCUCGUUCUUCUCCUCUGUCUGUUACGCGAGUGCUCCAGGCAGCCUCCGGAGUCGUCCUCUCCGCCUUGGCUCGCGGGCGGCGACUCUGCGGAGCCCCCGGCGUGUACAGACGAGGCGCAGCUCGAGAGCGCGCGGAUGAGAAAACGAGAAAGCAUGCCGCCUUCCGCGUCGAGCCGAGAGAACGCCGAAAAAGGGAUGGAUGAGACGGAUAUAACUCGCAAGCUCGAGCGCCUCCUGCUGAACUGGGAAGAUGAACUCGAAACGAUUGCAGUCACGGUGACAGCCGAGUGUACGUACAGCGCGUAUCUCCAGGAGCAAGAGAAGGAGGCAGAAAUCGCCGCGGGACGCGCAGACGCGAGGAUUCCGCCCGACAUUCAGUACACACGAUCGAAUUUCCCCUCUUUCUCGACGGAGGAGCUCGAGCAGCUGGAAGCGCACCGCCCGCAGAGUCUCCGCGAGGCCGCGCGCGUUCCAGGCGUCAACCCUGCGUCUCUGCUUUACCUCUAUCGUUUCCUUUCGCUUUCGCGUCGCAAGCAGCGCGCGAGGUAG